Messenger RNA from Brassica napus (rape), 2740 nucleotides. RefSeq names its product translocase of chloroplast 90, chloroplastic. Gene Ontology annotation, biological process: protein targeting to chloroplast. Gene Ontology annotation, molecular function: GTP binding. Bases 212 to 2563 code for a protein of 783 amino acids. The record is from RefSeq and is a predicted model, not a curated record. Gene Ontology annotation, cellular component: chloroplast outer membrane. The transcript is spliced from 3 exons. NCBI's taxonomy places the organism in Eukaryota, Viridiplantae, Streptophyta, Magnoliopsida, Brassicales, Brassicaceae.
CCCAGAUCCGCGGCGCAUGUUAGGCACAGGUAUGGGGCGCAAUUUAUCACCAAGCAAAGAAGAAACAAAACAAACAAGAAACAAAAGAGAAAAAAAAUCGAGGGGAGCAUCUUCUUCGUUAUCCUAAUUUCCUAAAAACCUAACCUUUGUCGUACCUCGAUCCUCUCUCUCUCGUCUAUCACCAACACUGUCGCCAACACAAAAAGGUAGAAUGAAAGGCUUCAUAGACUGGGUUUUCGAUCUAUCCAACUCCAUGGCAUCCUCAUCUAGACCCCUUUUGGGGAGUGCCCCUUUCUCCCGAGACCAUGAAGCACACGAUUCCCAGUCUCAAGACCCUGCUUUACCAGAACCAGUGGCACGCUCUGAACCACCAUGUUCGACCAGCGGCGAUGUAGAAACUCAUCCUCCCAUCUCUCAGCAGCAAACUCCACUAGAAAGCUUGCACCAGUCUAGUCUUGAUCUUAACGACAAGAAACACAACCCACUAGCAAAGAUCGGUGACCUCCAAGUACAGUUCUUACGCCUCGUUCAAAGAUUCGGACAGUCACAGAACAACAUCCUAGUCUCCAAGGUUCUAUACCGAGUAUACCUCGCGAUGCUGAUACGAGCCGAGGAGUCAGAACUGAAAACAGUCAAACUUAAGCAAGACAAAGCCAAAACUCUAGCGAAGGAGCAAGAAUCGUCCGGCGUACCGGAACUUGAUUUCUCUAUUCGAAUCCUAGUCUUGGGGAAAACAGGCGUUGGCAAGAGCGCGACCAUAAACUCUAUCUUCGGCCAGUCCAAAAGCGAAACCGAUGCUUUCCAACCCGCCACGGAUCGCAUAGAAGAGGUUAACGGAACCGUUAACGGAGUUAAAGUAACGUUUAUCGACACCCCUGGCUUACACCAACCUUCACCUUCCAGCGCAAGGAAAAACAGAAAGACUCUGCUGUCUAUCAAGAGAUACGUCAAGAAGCGUCCGCCUGAUGUGGUUCUCUACUUGGACCGCCUUGACACGAUCGACUUGCGAUACAGUGAUUACCCUCUCCUGAGCCUUAUAACUGAAACCUUGGGUGCAGCGUUAUGGCUUAACACGAUUCUUGUAAUGACGCAUUCUUCAGUCGCUUCUGAAGGACGUAAUAUGAACUACGAGUCGUACGUUGGCCAGCGCAUGGAUGUGGUUCAGCACUAUAUACAUCAGGCUGUGUCUGAUACGAAGCUGGAGAACCCUGUGCUGUUAGUUGAGAAUCAUCCAAGCUGUAGAAAGAAUCAUGCCGGUGAGUGUGUUCUUCCGAAUGGAUUAGUGUGGAAGCCUCAGUUUAUGUUUCUGUGCGUUUGUACCAAGGUUCUCGGCGAUGUACAGUCUCUGCUGAGGUUUCGUGACAGCAUUGGUUUGGGACAGGCGAGUGGUACACGAACAGCUUCUCUUCCUCAUCUUCUUUCGGUUUUUCUGCGGCGGCGUUUAUCGUCAGGUGGAGAUGAAGCGGAGAGGGAGAUAGACGAGCUUAUGGAUUCGGAGUUGGAGGAGGAGGAGGAGGAUGAGUAUGACCAGCUGCCUGCGAUCCGGAUCCUUGGGAAAACCCGGUUCGAGAAGCUGUCAAAGUCUCAGAAGAGAGAGUAUCUCGAUGAGCUUGAUUACAGAGAAACUCUUUAUCUCAAGAAACAGUUGAAGGAAGAAUGUAGAAGACGAAAGGAUGAAAAGCUUAAUGAAGAGGAAGAGGAAAAGAGUGACCAAGCAGCUGUUCCGUUGCCGGAGAUGGCUGGUCCAGACAGUUUUGAUUCUGAUUUUCCUUCACACAGAUACCGAUCCAUUGCCUCUGGUGACCAGUGGCUUGUGAGACCUGUCUAUGAUCCUCAGGGAUGGGAUCACGAUGUUGGGUUUGAUGGAAUAAACAUUGAGACAGCUGUAAAAGUGAAAAAGAAUCUGUUUGCUUCAGCUAACGGACAGGUGUGCAGAGAUAAGCAACGCUUCACCAUCCACUCCGAGACUAACGCAGCUUACACUACAGACUCUAAAUUACAAACAUUCUCCGUAGCUGCCGACGUCCAGUCAUCAGGAGACGAUCUUGUCUACACGUUUCACGGCGGCACGAAGCUUAAAACAUUUAAGCACAACACAACAGAUCUCGGAGUUGGUUUGACAUCUUUUGGCGGGAAGUACUACUUAGCUGGAAAGAUUGAGGAUUCCUUGAUGGUUGGGAAGAGGGUGAAGUUAACAGUAAACGCAGGUCAGAUGAACGGUUCAGGGGGAACAGCACAUGGAGGGAGCUUUGAAGCUUGUAUCAGAGGGAGAGAUUACCCGGUGAGAAACGAGCAGAUCGGUGUGACGGUGACGGCUCUGUCUUUCAACAAAGAGCUAGUGUUGAACUGGGGGUUACAGACUCAGGUUAGACCAAGCCGGGACACGAACGUAGACGUUAGCGUAAACAUGAACAACAGGAAAAUGGGGAAGAUAAACGUGAAACUCAACAGCUCCGAGCACUGGGAGAUCGCGUUGAUCUCAGCGUUUACGCUUUUCAAGGCGUUGAUACGGAGGAAGAAAGCUGUUAGUGAAAUAACAAACGAAAAUGAGGAAGAGUUGUGAGUGUUCUUGUUCUCCUGGUUUCUCUUUAGGUAAAAAGAAAAUGAUAUUUUGGACAUAUGAAUAGAUAACCCGACGAUGUGUACAAGAGAUGUAAGCGAUGUUUUGAAGACAAAACAGGAAUAUCGCAUGCACAUUUGCUUCCAUUGUUGUAUGUAAUAGUCUCGUUUUGUUGGUCCA